This is a messenger RNA of Tauraco erythrolophus (red-crested turaco), 378 nucleotides long. Lineage: Eukaryota; Metazoa; Chordata; Aves; Musophagiformes; Musophagidae. The record is from RefSeq and is a predicted model, not a curated record.
AUGAGUAAAAAGCCUCCAAAUCGUCCUGGAAUCACAUUUGAGAUUGGUGCUCGUUUGGAGGCACUGGACUAUUUACAAAAAUGGUAUCCAUCUCGUAUUGAGAAGAUUGAUUAUGAAGAGGGGAAGAUGUUGGUUCAUUUUGAACGUUGGAGUCAUCGCUACGAUGAGUGGAUUUACUGGGACAGCAACAGGUUGCGACCCUUGGAGCGACCGGCGUUAAGGAAAGAGGGGCUGAAAGACGAUGAAGAAUUUGUUGAUUUUAAACCUGGAGAAGAAGUCCUAGCUCGUUGGACAGACUGUCGCUAUUACCCUGCAAAGAUUGAAGCCAUUAAUAAAGAGGGUACGUAUUUAUGUGUGGUCCAUUGCUACGAACUGUUU